Molecule: messenger RNA, 855 nt
Organism: Lycium ferocissimum
Lineage: Eukaryota; Viridiplantae; Streptophyta; Magnoliopsida; Solanales; Solanaceae
Exons: 3
Coding region: 138-707 (189 amino acids)
Molecular function (GO): zinc ion binding
Source: RefSeq, a predicted model, not a curated record
GUGUUAUUUUUGGCCACGUGGAUAAAAAAUAAUGGUAACUUCCCCCUCCCCCCUUUAUUUUCUCUUCCUUUCUUCAUUUUGAACGUUAAACUCCAUUGUUGCCAUAGCUUCAAGAAAAAAAACUUCAAAUCUGUGCGAUGGAUUCUAGUGAGUUCAAAUCGGAGUUGAACAAUCUUUGUACUGAAAAUGACGAUCCAAAGAUGAAGCGUCAAGUGCGAUGCCAACACGGAGUAUUAUUAAAAAUGCAGAUUUCUUGGUCUCGUAAUAAUCCCGGAAGAAGAUUUUGGACAUGCCCAUUCUAUGGGGAUAAGAAAUGUAAGUUCUUUGAGUGGAGGGAUGAUCCUAUUGAUGAAAGGUCUAAGUUUGUUAUUCACAAAUUGAUUAAGAAAAUGGAAGAGCAAGCAGUGGAAUUGAAGAAGAAAAUGGCGGAAGAAGUUGGUUUGACAAAGGAAAUGGAAGAAGGAGAGUCUUCUUGCAUUGAUGGAGUUAUUGGUAAUGACAAUAGUGAAAUGGCCAUCGGUAAUGAGAAUGUCACUACAAAUGAAGAGAUGAAAGUGUUAAAGGUUGAAGAAGAGAUGAAAGUGUCAAAGCUUGAAGAAGAGAUGAAAGUGAUGAAGCUUGAAGAAGAGAAGAAGGGUAGAUGCUUUACUAUUAACAAGUUUUUGUUUUUGUGUAUGUUCUUUGGUGUUGUUAUUUGGUUUAUUUAGUGUUCUUGAACAAGCAUUACCAAUGUCGAUUGCCAUAGUAGGAUUACAUGUUUGUAUGUUGAAGGAUGUUUAAGUGAUUGUUAUUCACUUUAUGUUUGUAAGUUGAAGGAGUUUCUUGUCAUGGAUGUUCAAUCAAAAAGUUGACUUC